Didymodactylos carnosus is the source of this 501-nucleotide messenger RNA. Lineage: Eukaryota; Metazoa; Rotifera; Eurotatoria; Philodinida; Philodinidae. The record is from the annotation of a GenBank genome assembly.
AUGUCAGUAAAACGCAAUCUGCUUGCAAAAUUAGAAACUCAAAAAUAUCCAUUAUUUCUUAAUCUGACGUUUUCUUUUCCAAAAAUGAUAACUACACCGACAAAUUCAUAUCCAAUAUUUCAACAACGAACAGCUACAACAGCUGCGCCACCAAUUCCAUCUAUCUAUCAGCAUGCGUAUAAAAGUUUAAUAAUAACGAAUACGGUGGUAGGUGCAUUUUCGAUUAUUCUUAUGAUUACAUUAACUGGAUUUUUAAUAUUUUUACUUCUAUCAACAAAUCGACGACGAUGGCAAGCAAAACGAGAAAUACAUACAGAUCUAUUACCGUCUUUUAAUGCUAAUACUCAAUUCAUGGGACAUCGAUUGAAUCCACUUUAUGACCCUUCGCAAUUUGGUACAACCGUUUUUCAUCAAACACACGCAUUACUUCACCCCUUUUGGACGCCUUCAUCACCACCUCCAGCUGCUCAUACCACACCGAAUCAAACAAUCAAAAAAUAG